This is a messenger RNA of Oncorhynchus kisutch (coho salmon), 4443 nucleotides long. Its product is annotated as elongation of very long chain fatty acids protein 6-like. Gene Ontology annotation, biological process: fatty acid elongation, polyunsaturated fatty acid; very long-chain fatty acid biosynthetic process; sphingolipid biosynthetic process. The record is from RefSeq and is a predicted model, not a curated record. Gene Ontology annotation, cellular component: endoplasmic reticulum; endoplasmic reticulum membrane. Gene Ontology annotation, molecular function: fatty acid elongase activity. NCBI's taxonomy places the organism in Eukaryota, Metazoa, Chordata, Actinopteri, Salmoniformes, Salmonidae. The coding region runs from base 138 to 965 and encodes 275 amino acids. The transcript has 5 exons.
GGUACUGUAGACAACUCAAGCUCAGUCCGCAUGUCUGAAUGUGUGCCUCUGUCUAUGUGUGUGUUGCUUUUCAUAUGGUUGGUGAAGGGUGAAGCUACACUUCAAGAAAGAAAAUCAAGAGAAAGCUCACAGAGAACAUGUCGGUGUUGGCUCUGCAAGAGUACGAAUUUGAGAAACAGUUCAACGAGGACGAAGCCAUACGAUGGAUGCAAGAAAACUGGAAGAAGUCGUUCCUCUUCUCAGCCCUCUAUGCUGCCUUCAUACUAGGCGGUCGCCGUGUGAUGAAACAAAGGGAGAAGUUUGAGCUGAGGAAACCGUUGGCACUGUGGUCCCUCACUCUCGCAGUAUUCAGUAUAUUUGGUGCUGUCCGCACUGGGAGUUACAUGACAUACAUUCUGAUGACUAAAGGGCUCAAGCAGUCAGUGUGUGAUCAGAGCUUCUACAACGGGCCGGUCAGCAAGUUCUGGGCCUACGCCUUUGUGCUCAGUAAAGCACCAGAAUUGGGUGACACCCUGUUCAUCGUGCUGCGGAAGCAGAAGCUGAUCUUUCUCCACUGGUACCAUCACAUGACUGUUCUGCUGUACUCCUGGUACUCUUACAAGGACAUGGUGGCCGGCGGCGGCUGGUUCAUGACCAUGAACUACCUGGUCCACGCCGUCAUGUAUUCCUACUACGCCCUGAGGGCGGUCGGCUUCAAGGUCUCAAGGAAAUUUGCCAUGUUCAUCACGCUCACGCAGAUCACCCAGAUGCUGGUGGGCUGCGUGGUGAACUACCUGGUGUACUCGUGGAUGCAGCAGGGUCAGGAGUGCCCGUCGCACGUGCAGAACAUUGUGUGGUCCUCGCUCAUGUACCUCAGCUACUUUGUGCUCUUCUGCCAGUUCUUCCACGAGGCCUACAUUGACAAGACCAAGAAGGCCGCCGCAGCUAAAGCAGAAGCCGCCGCAGCCGCGAGGAAGACCCAGUAGACGUGUUUUGGGAGGAAAAGAAAGAAAGAAAGAAGAGGAUGUACUCGAGUCGCGGUAAACAAUGACUGAGGAGAUGGGGAGAAUUAUCCAGGAAUGGAUGGAGAGAUGUAUGGGUGAUGGAUAGAUGGGUGGGUGGAGGAAUGAAAGUGGGAGGGUAGGCUGGGGUUGUGUGGAACAUGCAGGAACAAAAGGCGGGCUGCUGUCUGCUUGUGCUUUAGAAUACUACUAACGUGCAAAUGUCAAAUCCUUUGCUUUGAUGGAGGUGCCAUCUCUAGAGAGCUGCACUGUAGAAGGAAGCACUACCUACCAAGGCGACAAAAAGUCAGUGUGUCCUUCACCUGAUGUUCCUUUGGCUCCCACUUGAUUCUCCAUAUUUAUUAUAAAAAAUAUCAAAUAAUAUCAAAAGGGACAGUUACAUUUUUACCAGAUAAAGGAAGUACAUCUACUUGAAAGGUGUUACUUGAUACAUAGGAAGUGUAUUGGUACUUAUGAAGAAUGAGGUGGAUUCAAUUUACCAUUGAAACCAUCUAGGUGUUUUUUGUCAAUGUCUUUUCUUCAUCAUUCUUUCUUUUUCUGCUUUGCUAUGUCGAAUUGUUUUAGACACUGGGAGUGUGUGAGAGGUAGACUUUUGUAAGACGGCUGAUGUAUGUUCGUUGGACGACUUGUACCGAUGGAGUGAACGACACUGUAACUUCUGUAUCCAUCUGUGCAACACAACAUUUUCUCAGGUCUUUAGGUUCCUCUCUAUUCUUUCACAAAAUAUACAUGUCAUCUUGAUAAAGAUCUUGAUCAAGAUCAGAUAUGGGCUUAAAGAUGCUAAAAGGCAUCGAAGGGGAAGGCUGCUUAAUUAGAGUCAAACAUCUGAUCUGAAGGCCCAUUGGAGAAAAUAAAUCACGUGACCACACUGGAUGUUAUGUGGCACGAUAGGAAACAGAGUCUGACAGUGACCUGUUCACCUGCCUGUAAUGACCUUACAACGUCACCGACCACAUUGGAAAGUGAGACGCCAUACAUUUCCAAAGAGUUUAACGAAAGAAAGGGGUCUCGGAAAAAGGCCUCGAGACAUUUUUUUUGUUUAAGAAAAAAGCAUGCAGUUGUCAAAAUUCACUGUUAUAACACUUUAAGUAACCGGUGUCUUUUAAUGGUGUCUGUCACGCUAUUGUUCAUGGGAUAUUAACGUAUGAACCAAGAGUGCAAACAAAGGAGUGUUAUGCUGCCAACGGUGUCAUGUCUGUUUAUUUUAUUCUCAGCAACGACUGUCUUGGCAUCAGUCAUUAGUGGUUUAGUUGUAUGUCAGUGAAGGCAAAGAGUACACAUCAAGGGGAAAUCAUGCCACAGCGGUAUUACCACAGCCGUAAGCAGCUUGCACAUGUGUGUGAGAGCCGCACGUGUGUGAGAGUGUGUGAGGAAGUGACCUUUUGCACCUCGUCUAUUUUGCAUAUUGUUAUUUUUCUUAACAAAGAAACUAAACUGGUUAAAUUGCAUACCAGGGGUAUGGUCUGGCCAAAAGAUAGCAGAGAUUCCACCUGCUAGUUUUGGCUGAGAAACCGAAGCCACAACAACAUCAUGGUAGAUCAUGUCUCUAGUGUCUGUUGGAUACUUCGCACACAGCUACACUACACAAAGAACAUUAUUUGAAACGUGCCUCGUAGGUACGACGCAAAUGAGGUCGAUCAAAUUAAAUGACCGGAGGUCGGGGGAAUUUUGUAAACCACUUACAGAAGUAACUGCAUUUCACAAAUUAUAAUGAAAAUAAUUGACACCGCACGUUAUUCUAUAACAUGUUGGUAAAAAGUUAAACUAGAAUGAUGUCCUAAGCGAGAAGAUGUCAUUGCUCAUUACGACGAAAGACCCUUGCAAUGGAUAGCAACAAGCGUAUCUGUCUGCACAAGUGUCACAAACCCAGCAAUCAGGUUUACAGUAGAUGCUAUAACAUUGUCAACUUUGUCGGCGCACAUGAGUAUCUACCCUGCAAUUUGUUCAAUUAUAGUCCAGGUGGGUGAUAAGCAAUCAUGCAACACUUAUGGCUACUUAUCGUCAUAGAGGUUAUUCGAUGGCUAUCUAAUUGAAGGCGCUUCGAAAGAUAAACACGUUAUUGUCAGAUAAACUCAGUAUCCUUUCUAUUCCGCUGUAUCUCCGUUACCAUAGGCACUCCAUUUUAGAGAGUUGGUCAAAAUUGAGAUUAGGCUGUGUGUGUGUGUGUGUGUAUGCUUACAGUGCUCAUUUCUGUCGCUGCUAGUAGUAUGUAUCAUACAGUACAGCCUUUUCUUAUAUAGACCUACUCUGCAUAAGCCUACUUCACAUUGGCUUCAUUUUAUUUGGCGAGAAGGAUCACGUUACGAUGAGGAAUAUGAAGUUAUACGAAUUCUAUGAAGUCAGUGUAUGUUCAAUCUAUGUUCAUGUCUUUGAAAUGUUUACUUAGGCUGGUCUAACAAAUGGUUAAACAUUGCACCAAUGCAUGUUCCCAAGCUCCGCAAUGUCAAUCGAUUCAAGCUCAUACGCAUCAUGAAGCUGAUUUGAAAUAAGACCAUCCAACAUGCAAUCUAUCCGCAAUAUGCAUAUUGCGCCAUUAUCAAUGCAAAAUGACUUGAUACCGGAUGACAAAAAGGUUGCAUUUGGCUUAUUACCUUGCCUGCAAUGGGGAUAGAGCAUCUUACACAGCCGUAAAUAUAUGAAGUAGAAAUGUAUAGAAAUGUUCCCUCUGCCAUUUGGGGUUUUAUAUUCUAAAAUACAUUCAUCCGAUUAGUACAAUGCUGAAUUGUGUUAUUUAUACCUUACCUUUAAAGUAUCUUCACUUUUUAACUUGAACUUUCAUAAUACCACACCUAAAAACAGGAAGGAGAUACAAAGGCGUACAUACACACCACCAAUAACAGCACCUAUUCGACAGUAUAAAAGGGUGACGGUUCACAUGACUGGGAUAGCAAUGGUGUACCAAGAACCAAUAUGAGCCCUUUCACAUUACCCUCAUUAAAUAUUCACAAUGAAGCUCCGAAGCCAAUUCACUAGUGGAGAUAACCGAGUGGCCCGACAACACCAACUCUUAAUUACCAUGUAAUGCAACAGGCCUUCGUAUUCGCAUUGGUAUAACACCUCCCCGAAAGACGUGCGUAUGGUGGCUCUCACUUUGCAUAAUCAAAGGAAGAUUCGCCAUGAAUUUGCAUCCACAAACGUGCACCUCUGCUGAAACAUCUAUCUUGAGAUGAAUCGAUCUGUUUUAAGACCAUCCGAGCAUAUAAUGGGAAAUGCAUAUUCAAAGGGGGAGAUGCUGGCUUGUAGCUGUCGCUCACGGCACACAACAUAUGUAAAGAGAAGCCUACAAUAGGUUUGCAUAUUUACUACUGGGUCUCUUACCCUUCAGGGUUCAAAUGAACUAUUUGCUUCAACAUGGCAGUAGCAUACAGUAUGUACCAACAUAGUAGGACUAUGUACAAUUAUACAAGAUAUGAAGACUAUGAAUUAAAUAUAAUGGAAUUUA